This is a messenger RNA of Penicillium hordei, 1920 nucleotides long. RefSeq lists its product as uncharacterized. The transcript has 3 exons. NCBI's taxonomy places the organism in Eukaryota, Fungi, Ascomycota, Eurotiomycetes, Eurotiales, Aspergillaceae. Gene Ontology annotation, molecular function: potassium ion transmembrane transporter activity. Bases 1 to 1920 code for a protein of 639 amino acids. The record is from RefSeq and is a predicted model, not a curated record. Gene Ontology annotation, cellular component: plasma membrane. Gene Ontology annotation, biological process: potassium ion transmembrane transport.
AUGCUGUGUGGUGGAGACCGUGAGAAGGGAGACGUCGCGAUGGAGGAGAAAUGGGACUAUGUGAAUUUGGACGACUUUAAAUCGGAGUCUUGCCUGACGCCCUUCUCAUAUUUCUUCUUAUGGGUGUUCCUAUUUAUCUCAAUCGCAGUCUACGGUGUCGAUACAUUCACUGCAGUCAACUUGCUGGCUUUCUCUCGAUGGUCCGGUAGAGUUGAACCCGCCAUUCCCUUCAAUAUCUCCCGUUGGAUUUUCGCCGCCUGCAUUAUUGCUUCGUUCAUUCUUUUGGCCUACCGAUGGAUACAUGCCGUCCGCGCCAUCCGAUCGGGUAGUAUUACUCGCAGCUUCCUGGAUCCGCUGGCCGUGCGUAUUCAGAGUAUUCGAUUCGGCAGGCGGGGUCGUGGGUACAGGAGAUUCCUUGUCUUCGCUGAAUUAACCAAAGACAGGAAAGCGGCAGAAUAUGUUGCUCUUUAUGCAUACUUCUCUUUCCAGUUCUGGAUGAACACGAUCUUCGCAGAUGGCCCGCGUCAAGUUCUCAAUGCCAUCACUCUCUAUUCGGUCAUGCAAAUGGACCUCAUUCCUGGGGGAAAGAAUGCAGCCCAUGAUGAUGGAAGUUCCUCGGCUGCUCAAUUCUUCAACAACGUUAAGAUUUUGGCCGAGGACAACACCCUUCAAGCUGUGGUCUUGUUCGGUAUGCUUUUCACCCUGGUCAUUUGGGUCCUAUCGGUUCUCAAGUUGAUCUCGGCAAUUGUACUCUACUUGAUCUUCCUGUUCCACCACAUCCCAGCGGAAGACGGUACUCUUUCGAGGUACUGCCGUCGAAAGGUUGGCCAACGUCUGAAGCGCAUCGUGCACCGCAAGAACAAUAAGGCCCUGGCAAAGGGACUCAAAUUACAGAACCGAGCACCCACUCAGCCAUCGCUAGCCACGGAUUCGAACCCGACUCUGCCGUCUUUCGCCGAAGACAAGGUCCCUGCAGUGGCUUCGUUGUCGCGAAGUACUACCCAGACUACUUUGCCGCCUUACUCGCGAUCGACUUCGACAGCGCCGACGCACAACCCGACACUGCCGAAUCUGGACUUCGAUGCCAAACCAACACUGGCCCGAACCGGGACUUCUUCUUCAGCUAUGUCCGAGUCCGCUUCACUGACCGGCAAUGCGGCCGGAAUGGGAUACACUCCCCUUGAUGGGCAGAAACCGACGCUUCCGACACUUCCCCCGGUCCCUCCCUUACCGGCUAACGUUCCAUCACGGAAGGCCACUCCUCACUCUCAAGCGACUCCUGCGCCAUAUGGCAAUGAUGGUCGUAAUACCCCCGGCCCUGGAUAUCGCAACCUGACUGAUAGCUCUGGUUCUCGAGCAUAUCAGAGUCACACCCCAGCGCCCGAUUAUUCUUCGGCUGACAUGGACCCAUCCGAUGAUUACGAUCAUUACAACCGUGGCGAUGCGCCAGCCCACUACGACCCAUACGGUCCUCCGAGGGGUACAUACGGCGGAGAGGACGAAUAUGGAGCAAGAUACGCGCCUCCCGGUGGCCAGAGAGGUCCGCCUCGCACACAGCAAGAUUACUAUCCACAGGAUCCAUACGAUACAAGAUCCUAUACGCCGGCCGGCACUGGUGCGACGCCUGCUCCUUACCGAACAAACACCCCGGCAAGCUACCAACCACCGCCCCCACAAGCAGCCGCAUACGGACAGCCACCACAAAGGACGCACACUCCAAUGAGUGCAGCAACUCCCGCUCCUGAAAACGGUGGCUAUACAGCUUUUAACCCGUCGAUGGCUCAUCAUACACCCCAGCCUCGCUCCCAGGGACCUCCUGGUCCGUCCAGCUAUACUCGGGCAAAUACCGCUUCGCCCUCGGCCAUGCAUUGCGCUCCGCCAGGACACACAUUCAAUCGCGCAAAUACCCACCAAUAUUGA